AUGUCAUUGGUAACAGAAGAAAUCAAGUCGAAAUCAGAGGUAUACCAUGGAGACGAACUAGGGCAAGUGAAAUCCAAAGAGCUUCUGGCUGAAAUUUGUCUUCCCAAUGGUUUGUUACCAUUGAAAGAUAUUAUUGAAGUUGGUUACAACAGAGAAACAGGUUUUGUUUGGUUGAAACAGAAGAAUAGGGUAACACACAAGUUUGAAAAAAUUGGAAAACCUGUUAUUUAUUCUACUGAAGUUACUGCUUAUGUUGAGAAAGGUAAGAUUAAGAAAUUGAGUGGUGUGAAAACUAAAGAGCUUUUCAUUUGGGUUACAGUGAGUGAGAUUUAUGUUGAUGAUCCACCAACUGAGAAAAUCACUUUCAAAACACCUUCUGGACUUUCUAGAAGUUUUCCUGUUUCUGCUUUUGAAGUUGAAGAAAUGUGA
Lathyrus sativus (Indian pea) is the source of this 429-nucleotide messenger RNA. Lineage: Eukaryota; Viridiplantae; Streptophyta; Magnoliopsida; Fabales; Fabaceae. The record is from the annotation of a GenBank genome assembly.